AUGUUCACCCCAGACGCCUUCCCGCACAUUGCCGAGGCCAUAGUCGCCCACUCGGGCCAACGCGAGCGCAACACCCUCCGCCUGGUCUGCAAGUUUCUCCGCGACAAGGUGGACGAGUUCCUCGCGUACCACAUUGAAGUUGUUGGCAACUACGACGAAGCCACCCUCCAUGAUCGCGGGGUCCUCAUGUACCCGAACGAGAUCAGGUCACACUCUAACGGCCGAUUUGCAGCCUUCAGCUCAUCGGCUAGCAGACGACCGUCUGGGCGUCAAACUGCGCUCCACACCCUUCUCGCACGCGUCCGCGUUGUCGACCUCGACGGACCCAUCGACAGCAACUAUCUUUCUCGCCUCGUUCCUUACCUUACCAACGUCGAAACGGUUCGGCUCUGCUGGAAUUCCCAGCAACCACCGUAUGAGCGUCCGAACUUUAUCUGCCCAUGCCCGAUUGCGGCGGAAGAAGUGGUCUCGUUUGUGCCCCCGGACUGCUUGGCAGACUUCACGCCCGCUGCCGCCAAUGGCGUCAAACGAAUUGCGAUCAAGUUGUCACCAGCCUACGCAUGCGUUUCAGUCACCGAUACGUCUCACCUCACCAACCUGGCAGAAAUCAUCCUGCAUGGUAUGAGGCUCCUGUUGUACCCAGGACUCCAGCCGCCUUUUGACCGCCCCUCUCCGACGUGGCGGGUUGACACCCUUCUCAACACCAUCUGCCAGCACAUCUUCAAAGUCAAAUGCACAGUCCUGUUCGACGAGAUCGUGGUUCUCAAGCAGAGUGGCAGGUUUGACUACGAUGUCAUCCCACACGCCAUCAACACUCUCAAGAUUAUCAUGCGCAAGUAG
This is a messenger RNA of Apiotrichum porosum, 840 nucleotides long. RefSeq lists its product as uncharacterized. The transcript has 2 exons. Bases 1 to 840 code for a protein of 279 amino acids. The record is from RefSeq and is a predicted model, not a curated record. NCBI's taxonomy places the organism in Eukaryota, Fungi, Basidiomycota, Tremellomycetes, Trichosporonales, Trichosporonaceae.